Orbilia oligospora ATCC 24927 is the source of this 6660-nucleotide messenger RNA. RefSeq lists its product as uncharacterized. Bases 1 to 6660 code for a protein of 2219 amino acids. Gene Ontology annotation, cellular component: nucleus. NCBI's taxonomy places the organism in Eukaryota, Fungi, Ascomycota, Orbiliomycetes, Orbiliales, Orbiliaceae. Gene Ontology annotation, molecular function: ATP binding; nucleic acid binding; ATP hydrolysis activity. The record is from RefSeq and is a predicted model, not a curated record. The transcript has 3 exons.
AUGUCCGGACAAGGCUCCGGCGGCGGUGGAGGGGGAGGCGGCGGCGGCCAACCCUCCAACCAAUCCCAAUAUAAUUAUGCCAACAUGUCGAAUUUGGUCCUCCAAGCUGAUCGGAGAUUUGGAUCGGGUCCCCGACGUGGCGAGGAAGGGAGUGGAGAGGCUGAAUCGCUUGCUGGGCGCGUAAGUAUCAAGGAUAUGGGGACGCGGUCGACUCGUGAUAUUGCACCUAAGGAGAAGAGGAAACCGAUGAAGAAAAGUGAAUUAGGCGGUGUUGGGGGUAGUGGCGGGGUCGAAGACAUUAGGGUGCCAAUGAGGGGGGAUAAGAAGAAGAAAGAAGCAACUCUAUCAUCAGCCGCAGACUUUGCGAUCGAAGGCCUAAAAUACCGUCCACGAACGCAAGAAACUCGCGACGUAUACGAUUUAAUCCUCUCCUUCGUUCUUGACGAAUUACACGGCGAUGUCCCAUCCGAUGUCGUACGGUCUGCAGCCGAUGCCAUCCUUGAGACUUUAAAAUCAGAGGGUCUUAAGGACUUCGACAAGAAGAAGGAGAUUGAUGAAGUUUUGGGUGUGGUUUUGAAGGCCGAUCGGUUCAAUAAGCUGGUUAACUUGGGAAAGAAGAUUACAGAUUAUGAUGCCGAAGGGGAUGAAGAGAUGGGAGGUACUGGUGAAGGAGAGGCCGAGGAUCUGGAUGAUCGUCACGGUGUUGCUGUGGUCUUUGAUGAAGAUGAAGAGGAGGACGAAGAAGGUGCUGGGACCUUUGAAGUUGGGGAUGAUGGUAGUGACGAUGAAGAGGAAGGAGAUGCCGCCCCCAAAGACGAAGGGGAAAAGGACGGAGAUGGGGACGAGGAAAGCGGUGAUGAGUUGGUCAUCAAAGCUGCUGUUUCCUCAGAUGGAAAGAAGAAGGGCAAAGAUGAGGAUAAAGAGUUUGUACCCGCACAUAUGAUCGAUGCUUUCUGGUUACAAAGAACGAUUGGUACCGUUUACGCGGAUGUUCAUGAGGCUGCGACAAAGACUACGACCGCCAUGGAUCUAUUAGCUAGCGAAGUUCCGUUACGACAGCUGGAGAACGACCUUAUGGAGCUUUUUGACUACGAGCAUUUCGAUACAGUUAAGGUGCUUACAAAGAACCGUGAAAAGAUUGUUUGGUGUACACGACUUGCGAAGGCUGGUGAAGAAGACGAGGCGGAAGGAAUUAAGAAGGAGAUGAUUGAGGCUGGAUUGAAGGGGAUUCUGGAUGAAGUCGAGGCAAGAGAUGGGAAACCCGCUUCUUCUUCUGCUGGUGGGAAGGCUAUCAAGGUUGAUUUGAUGGAUGUUGAUGUUCCCGCUGAGGAAAAGCAACAAGGCACGAAAAAGGCGGGACAAUUUGUUACUGGACUGCAACCGAAAAAGACCUUUGACCUAGAAAAUCUCAUCUUCGAACAGGGAAAUCAUCUUAUGACCAACCCCAACGUCAAGCUCCCCCAAGGUUCCACAAAGCGACUUUUCAAGGGGUAUGAAGAGUACCAUAUCCCCGUUCCCAAGAAGAAGGGCGACGUCCCCGGUGAGGAACUGGUGGACGUAUCUUCCAUGCCUCAGUGGGCACAGCAUCCAUUUACAGCAUCGAAAUCGACAAAGCUCAACAGAAUUCAGUCGAAAUGCUACCCCACUGCGUUUAGCGGCGAUGGCAACAUGCUCGUUUGCGCGCCCACCGGGUCUGGAAAGACUAAUGUGGCCAUGUUAACGAUGUUACGCGAGAUCGGGAAGAAUAUUGAUCCCAAGACUGGACAGGUUCGACUCGACGACUUCAAGAUCAUCUAUAUCGCCCCUUUGAAGGCCUUGGUUCAAGAGCAAGUCGGCAAUUUCGGACAACGGCUGGAGCAUUACGGAAUCAAAGUUGCGGAGUUGACUGGAGAUCGACAAUUGACGAAAGCACAGAUUGCGGAUACUCAGGUUAUUGUUACGACACCGGAGAAGUGGGAUGUUAUUACUCGAAAGGCUACGGAUACUAGUUAUACGAACCUUGUCAGAUUGAUUAUCAUUGACGAAAUCCAUUUACUUCACGACGAACGUGGGCCUGUGCUUGAGAGUAUUGUUAGCCGAACGAUCAGACGGCAGGAACAGACUCUUGAGCCCGUGCGUAUCGUUGGAUUGUCUGCUACUCUGCCAAAUUACCUCGACGUUGCUGCUUUCUUACGGAUUGAUACUGUCUCCGGGCUUUUCCACUUUGACGGUAGUUAUCGACCUUGUCCGCUCAAACAGGAGUUUGUGGGCGUGACGGAAAAGAAGCCCCAUAAACAGCUGCAGGUUAUGAAUGAAGUCACGUAUAAUAAGGUGAUGGAGCAGGUUACCAAGAAUCAGAUGCUUAUCUUUGUACAUUCCCGAGCUGAUACUGGCAAGACGGGGAAGUAUAUCAGAGAUAAGGCUAUCGAACUCGGGACUAUUGGUGAUAUCAUCCGGAGCGAUGAAGCCAGUCAGGAAAUUUUGAGGGAAGAAGCCGAGGGAGUUGAAAAUGCGGAGUUGAAGGAUUUAAUGCCCUACGGUAUUGGUAUCCAUCAUGCGGGAAUGAGGAGGUUGGAUAGGCAGAUUGUGGAGGACUUGUUUACAGACGGUGCGCUGAGAGUGCUAGUCUGUACCGCUACUCUCGCCUGGGGUGUCAAUCUUCCGGCUCAUACGGUUAUCAUCAAGGGCACUACUGUUUACUCUCCAGAAAAGGGUGAUUGGGUGGAACUUUCGCCACAGGAUGUGCUUCAGAUGCUUGGAAGAGCUGGAAGACCUCAGUAUGAUGUUUACGGAGAAGGUAUCAUCAUUACGAAGAGCACAGAGUUACAGUAUUACCUUGGUUUGCUGAACCAGCAGCUCCCUAUUGAAAGCCAGUUUGUGAGCAAGUUGAUUGAUAAUUUAAAUGCUGAGGUUGUCCUGGGGACUGUUAAGAGUCGGGAUGAUGCUGUUGAGUGGCUGGGAUACACCUAUCUCUACGUUAGAAUGCUUCGAUCACCGGUUAUUUACAACGUCGGGCACGACUACGAUGGAGAUGAGGCAUUACUCCAGAAGAGGGUGGACUUGGCACAUUCUGCGGCGGUUAUGCUUGAUAAGUGCGGACUUGUCAAGUAUGAUGUCAAGUCUGGGAAGCUUACGGCGACAGAGCUCGGGAGAAUCGCAAGUCAUUAUUAUAUUACUCAUAAGAGUAUGCAGACUUAUACUCAGCAUUUGGCACCUAAUAUCUCUGCGAUCGAGAUGUUUAGGUUGUUUUCGUUGAGUGAGGAGUUCAAAUAUAUCCCUGUGAGGAGAGAUGAGACACCCGAGCUGCAGAAGUUGUUAGGGAAGGUGCCGGUGCCGGUGAAAGAAGGGGCGGAGGAUCCACAGGCGAAGAUUAAUGUGCUGUUACAGGCAUAUAUUUCACGACUAAAGUUGGAUGGAUUGGCGUUGAUGGCUGAUAUGGUUUAUGUUACGCAGAGUGCGGGCAGAAUCUUAAGGGCUGUCUUUGAGAUGUGUUUGAAGAAAGGGUGGGCCAGUGUUGCGAAGAUUGCAUUGGAGCUUUGUAAGACCGUUGAGAAGCGGAUGUGGCCGACUAUGACGCCUUUGCGACAGUUUACGGAGUGCCCGCCUGAGGUUGUAAGAAAGCUAGAGAAGAUGGAUAUUCCAUGGAGUAGGAUGUUUGAUAUGGAGGUUCCGGAGUUGGGAGAGUUGGUGGGGAGUGCGAGUAGUGGGAGGGUUAUUCAUCAGCUGCUUAGGAAGUUCCCGAGGGUUGACGUUCAAGCUCAAGUUCAGCCCGUCACGAGGAGUCUGUUGAGGGUGGAGAUGACGAUUACGCCGGAGUUUGAGUGGGAUGAGGCGGUUCAUGGCAAUGCUGAAGGAUUUUGGAUUAUUGCCGAGGACUGCGAUGGAGAGCAAGUGCUGUUUUCGGACCAGUUUAUUCUAAAGCGUGAUUAUACCACUGGAGAUGAGAAUCAGCAUCUUGUGGAGUUUACGGUACCGAUCUCUGAGCCCGUCCCACCAAAUUACUUCUUCACGGUAGUUAGUGAUCGCUGGAUGCAUUCUGAGACAAAGUUGGCGGUCAGCUUCAGAAAGUUGAUUUUACCGGAGAAGUUCCCAGCACACACUCAAUUAUUGGAUUUGCAACCUUUGCCGGUCAAUGCUCUUAAGAGGAAGGAGUUUGUGGCGUUGUACCCGGAAUGGAGGGAGUUUAAUAAGAUACAGACACAGGUGUUUAAUUCGUUGUUUGGGACGGAUGACAACGUGUUUGUGGGGGCUCCCGUGGGCAGUGGGAAGACCGUCUGCGCGGAGUUUGCGCUGCUGAGGCAUUGGUCGAAGAAGGAGCCUGGUAGGGCAGUUUAUAUUGCGCCAUUCCAGGAGUUGGUGGAUCAGAGGUUGAAGGAUUGGAGUAAGAGGAUGGGACAUCUAGGGAAGACGAUUGUGAAGUUGACCGGGGAGACGACUGCGGAUCUUAAACUUCUAGAAAGGGGGGAUCUGAUACUUGCGACACCGGGACAAUGGGACGUGCUCUCUAGACAGUGGCAGAGACGACGGAAUGUGCAGACUGUCAAUCUGUUUAUUGCGGAUGAUCUUCACAUGCUUGGAGGGAAUCUUGGAUACCUUUACGAAAUCGUGGUGUCUAGGAUGCAGUAUAUUGCCAUUCAGUUGGAGAAGACGGAUACCAGGAUUGUAGCGCUCAGUGUUUCCCUUGCGAACGCUAGAGAUCUUGGAGAGUGGAUUGGGGCUACUUCGCAUACGAUUUACAACUUCAGUCCAUUCGAUCGACCGAUUCCUCUUGCGAUUCAUAUGCAGAGCUUUACGAUCCCACAUCACCCAAGUAUGAUGCUUGCUAUGGUUAAGCCAGUUUACCAGGCUAUUGUGCAGCAUUCUCAAGGCGAAAGAGCGGUUGUUUAUGUCUCUAGUCGGAAGGAGUGCAGGAAUUCUUCGAUGGAUUUGCUGACGCAGUGUAUUGCGGGUGACGACGAGGAUAUCUUCCUACACGCUGAUCCUGAAGAUGAAGGGUUCCUGAAGAUGUUGGAGAAGGUCACGGAGAAAACUUUGGCGGCUAGUUUGAGGCAUGGAAUUGGGUAUUUCCACGAAGCGCUAAAUGCUUCUGAUAAGCAGAUUGUCCGAUAUCUGUUUGAAGCCGGUGCUGUGCAGGUGCUCUUUGCGACUAGAGACGUCUGUUGGGAAUUGGAUGUUACCGCGCCGCUUGUUGUGGUUAUGGGAACUCAGUUCUUUGAAGGUCGAGAGCACCGGUAUGUGGAUUAUCCGUUGAGUGAGGUGCUUCAGAUGCUUGGACAGUCUACGGAUAAAGCUGUCCUUAUGACUCCAGCUGCGAAGAAGGAUUAUUACCGCAAGUUUGUCAAUGAAGCCUUACCGAUCGAAAGUCAUCUACAAUCGUAUCUCGCCGAUGCAUUUGUCGCAGAGAUUAGUACAAAGAUGAUCACUUCGACUCAAGAUGCUGUUGAUUGGACUACGUAUAGCUACUUCUACAGGAGGUUACUUGCGAAUCCUAGCUUUUAUGGACUCACGGACGUUAGUCAUGAGGGGCUUUCUACGUUCUUGUCGGAGCUAGUGGAGAAUACGUUGAAAGAAUUGUCGGAGGCGAAGACUAUUGAUCUUGACGAAGAGGACGAUAGUGUUUCUCCAUUGAACCCUGCGAUGAUUGCCGCGUAUUAUAAUGUCUCGUUUAUUACGAUGCAAACUUUCUUGUUGAGUUUGAAUGCGAAGACGAAGUUAAAGGGGUUAUUGGAGAUUGUUACCUCGGCUACUGAGUUUGAAGUUAUUCAGAUUCGAAAGAAAGAAGGAGGACUGUUGAGGAGGAUCCAUGAGAGUUUACCGGUUAAGAUGCAGGAACCUGUCAAUUAUGAGUCUGCGCAUUUUAAGGCCUUUGUGUUGCUGCAGGCACAUUUUUCGAGAUUGCAAUUGCCGGUGGAUCUGAAGAGCGAUCAGGGACUUGUGGUGGGGAAGGUACUUGGACUGCUAAAUGCAUGUGUGGAUGUGCUUAGUAGUGAGGGAGCGGUUAAUGCUAUGAGGGCUAUGGAGAUGAGUCAAAUGGUCGUGCAAGGGAUGUGGGAUGUUAGUAGGGAUAGUCCAUUGAAGCAGAUACCAUACUUUGGAGCGGAACAAGUUAAGAUUGCUAAUGGGUUUGGGAUCAAACGAGUCUUCGACUUUAUCGAUGAAAUGGGACCGGAUGGUGAAAAUCGAGACAAACUUCUUAAGAAGUUGGCAUUCGAUCGGAAUCAAUUACAGGCCAUCGCAUCCUUCACCAACGAAAAAUAUCCAGACGUGGAGUUUAAUGCGGAAAUCGAAGAUCAAGAAUCCAUCGCCGCCGGUCAACCGGCAUACAUCAAUAUUUCCUUAUCCCGCGAAGCCGAAGAAGAUGAAGAUGAUGACGAAGCUUCCGAAGAACCAGAUCUUACGGUUCACGCACCAUUUUAUACGACGACGAAGAUGGAAGGAUGGUGGGUUGUUGUUACGGAUGAUACGACGAAUAGUUUGUUGGCUAUCAAACGGUUGACAUUUGGGAAGAAGACGGCGGUGAGGUUGGAGUUUGUGGUGGGGACGGAAGGGACGCAUAAGAUUAGUGCGUUUUUGAUGAGUGAUUGUUAUGUUGAUGUUGAUCAGGAAUUAGGAUUUGAGGUUUUGGUUGCAGAAGGGGAGGAGGAGGAUGCGGAAGGAGAGGAGGAUGAGGAGGAUGAAUAG